UUCGCCUUUCUUUCACAUUACAUCUUCCUCACUCCCGGUCCCCCGCCCCGCCAUUUUCACCGUCUGACGUGCUUGUGCUUCUCUGCUUCUCUGCUUCUCUGCUUCUCUGCUCCCUUUGCUCCCUCUGCUCCUUCUGCUCCUCUGCUCCUCUGCUUCCAACAUUUACGGAGUAUACUCUGCGAAUAAAUACAUGGUAUCUCCGUCCCUGCAGCUCUGCGCGUUCCUUCGGCAGUAGCAGCAUAGUCGUAACCCAACCCAAUAAUCCACACUACCUCCCCCGCACCUUCAAUUCGCCCCGACAGACCUGGCGGUCUUGUUCUGUUACCCUACCAAAGCCUAAAGUCUCCUAGUCCUAGCCCGCCAUGGACAACAUGCCUACCUCGAUCGCCAUUCCCGACCAGCGCCAUCGCCAGGCGAACCGCCAGGAUGGCUCGUCGCCGUCGUCGUACUCUAGCUCCCCGAGCACGCCAGGCCACUCUCCCAAGGCCUCACCUAGGGCUCCUCAGAAGCAAAAGGUGCACGCCAGACGACCCAGCCUUUUGAGCUCUGCUUUCACCAAGCAGGAGUGCACGACCAUCCGGAUUGGCGGCGAGGAUCACGAAGGACCCAUGAGACUGGUGACCUACCUCGAGAGGGGACAAGGCUUCGUCUGGAAUCCCGAAAUCUUCCUGCCAUCCAUGAGCGACUUUGAAUACACCCCGCUCGACCAGCGCCGUGAUCCCAUCGUCGAGAUCCACAUCAGUGACGAGGAGAUCAAGAAAAUGCUGCCUCAAUAAACGUCCAAGGCGCACACACAGGCAGCCAUGUUUGGCAAGAACAGCAUGAUUAUACUACAACGAUUUUCACGAACCGUAUUCCACGACAACUCAACUCAUCAACCACUAUUAGACAAGCUUUCUUUUUUCUGUCAGAAACUCUCGACAAUUGUUCAGCAUCAGUAUUCACUUCGACUUCUUACCUCGUCCAACCUCCAGCAGCCGUCUACUCGACGAGGAAAACCAUCACAUAAGUGGACAGGAGGUCGUCAUUGAUUUUCCGGCUCUUUUCUUUCUUUUCCUUUCGGUCUACCAUUGGGUAGCUCUUUUGGCCCACGGCUAGGUUGGUGCCAGGAGUUCUUGUUUGUUCAUCGUUAGUUGGGGGUUCGGGGCAAUAUCAUUAUUGUUUACAAGGAAACAACAACACUUGGGGCGGGUGUGGCUGGCCGGGGACGGGGCAUAUGUCAGUCACCUUUUCAGACGGUGGGAUGGGCGUGACACCGGGUGGUACUAUUCUCUUAUCUUUUUCUUUUUUUUUUUUCCUGCCUUGAGGGGAGAAUCUCCUCUCUCGGCUUUUGUCGCACGCGUGGGAGUGGCUUUGACAGGCGUAAUUGGGAUUUUGGGCACAGGUGGUAGGCGGUGUUUGGUAAUCAUUCAUGUUCAGACCUUUGACAUAGUUUGCUUUUGGAAUUCCAGGCUCUCGUUACGGAGACAUAUUAUUUA
Molecule: messenger RNA, 1478 nt
Organism: Podospora pseudopauciseta
Lineage: Eukaryota; Fungi; Ascomycota; Sordariomycetes; Sordariales; Podosporaceae
Exons: 3
Coding region: 363-776 (137 amino acids)
Source: RefSeq, a predicted model, not a curated record